AUGAAAAUGGUUGUGAAUGGUAACGAAAUGGAAGAUUUUGAAGAGAUUAAAAGAAUACCUGUAAUGGGAUUUGCCAAACGUUACCCAUAUAGAACAUUUGCUUUUGCUAAAAGAGGAUAUGGAUCAAGAUUUGCUUUUGCUAAAAGAUCAACUGAUGAUAUGGUAGAUAAUGAUGAAUUAAAUGAAAAUAAUUUAACUGAACCAGAAAGUAAAAGAAGUUAUCCUAAUAGAUUUGCUUUUGCAAAAAGAGGCUACAACAGUAGAUUUGCUUUUGCUAAAAAAAGUUAUCCUAGAACAUUUGCGUUUGCUUAA
This is a messenger RNA of Strongyloides ratti, 312 nucleotides long. RefSeq lists its product as hypothetical. Bases 1 to 312 code for a protein of 103 amino acids. Lineage: Eukaryota; Metazoa; Nematoda; Chromadorea; Rhabditida; Strongyloididae. The transcript has 2 exons. The record is from RefSeq and is a predicted model, not a curated record.